GGGAAUGGCACGAGAGUCGCAAGCGAGGGCACCAGAUAACAUCUUACUGGGUAACACACGGUGUUUCAUCUCUCUCUCUCCCCGGUCGCGCGCUCUCCUCUUUGCUCUUUCUCUCUCUCUCACUUCCUCUCUGAUUCUUUUCCUACUUGUUGUCGAAGAAGUUUGAACAACCACCAAACUGCCUUAAAUGGAAGUAAAGGCAAUCGAAGUGAAGAAAAUUAUAGCAAUAUGCCAAUCUGGUGGGGAGUUUGUGACCAAUAAAGACGGGUCUUUGUCGUACUCCGGGGGUGAGGCCUUUGCUAUAGACAUUGAUCAGCACACUCAGUUAAAUGAUUUCAAGUCGGAAAUAGCAGAAAUGUUUGAUUUUAGCGUUGAUAAUAUGAUUAUCAAGUAUUUCCUUCCUGGUAAUAAGAAGACCCUCAUCACAAUUUCCAAAGACAAGGAUUUGCAGCGCAUGGUGAAUUUUCUGGGUGAUUCUGUCACUGUUGACGUGUUUAUCAUGCCAGAGGAGGCUGCAGCCCGAAAUGUAUCCAAUAUGCCUGCUAGUAGGUCGAGCAGGACGACUGUGUCGGAAGCAGUGAUUCCUGUAGUUGCCCCUCUUAAUAUUCGAGUUGAUACAGCUAAUGGAAAUAAUUGUAUGGAUAUCGACAUGGUCAGUGGAACCCCUAUAAGCUACCUUGCUGGUUCAGAUGAUGACAAGCAUCGUAAAGCUGCACAACAGUGGGAAAACACCAUCACUGGUGUGGACCAAAGAUUUAACAGUUUCAGUGAAUUCCGAGAAGCUCUGCAUAAAUACUCAAUUGCACAUGGGUUUGCUUAUAGAUAUAAGAAAAAUGACAGCCAUCGCGUCACUGUCAAAUGCAAAUCCCAAGGUUGUCCUUGGCGAAUAUAUGCAUCAAGGUUGUCUACGACCCAGUUGAUUUGUAUCAAGAAAAUGAACACACAACAUACUUGUGAAGGAGCUGCUGUAAAAGCUGGGUAUCGCGCAACUAGGGGUUGGGUGGGUAGUAUCAUAAAGGAGAAGUUGAAAGUUGCCCCAAACUACAAGCCAAAGGAUAUUGCAGAUGACAUCAAACGAGAGUAUGGGAUUCAAUUAAAUUAUUCUCAGGCAUGGCGUGCAAAAGAGAUUGCAAGGGAGCAGCUUCAAGGUUCUUAUAAAGAGGCAUAUAAUCUGUUGCCCUUUUUCUGUGAGAAGAUAAAGGAAACUAACCCGGGGAGUGUCGCCACAUUUACCACUAAGGAUGACUCAAGCUUCCAUCGUCUCUUUGUAUCAUUCCAUGCCUCGAUGUCUGGUUUUCAGCAAGGAUGUCGCCCUCUCCUUUUCCUUGAUAGCACUCCACUCAAUUCGAAAUACCAAGGGGUACUAUUAUCUGCAACAGCUGUUGAUGGCGAUGAUGGUAUCUUUCCAAUAGCCUUCGCUGUUGUAGAUGCUGAGACUGAGGAAAACUGGCAUUGGUUUGUAAUGGAACUUAAAUCUGCAGUGUCAACGUCUCAGCAGAUUACAUUUGUUGCUGAUUUUCAGAAUGGUUUAAAGGAGUCAUUGGCUGAGAUAUUUGAUAAAUGCUACCACAGCUAUUGCUUACGCCAUCUUGCUGAGAAACUUAAUAAGGACUUGAAGGGGCAAUUUUCUCAUGAGGCAAGGCGAUUUAUGAUUAAUGAUUUAUAUGCGGCUGCUUAUGCACCCAAACUUGAUGGUUUUAAUCGUAGUGUUGAGAACAUUAAAGGCAUUUCUCCUGAAGCUUACAACUGGGUCAUACAAAGUGAGCCGGAGCACUGGGCAAAUGCAUUCUUUGGAGGAGCAAGGUAUAACCUAAUGACAUCAAACUUUGGACAACAAUUCUACAGUUGGGUAUCGGAAGCACAUGAGUUGCCAAUAACACAGAUGAUUGAUGCAUUGCGAGGUAAGAUGAUGGAAUCUAUCUAUAUGCGUAGGGUGGAUUCCAGUCAAAGGACAACAAGGUUAACACCAUCUAAAGAAGAAAGGCUACAAAAGGAAACUUCAUUAGCUCAAUCACUGCAAGUGUUACACUUACAGGGUAACACAUUUGAGGUUCGUGGAGAAUCUGUGGAUGUAGUUGAUAUUGAUAAUUGGGAUUGUAGCUGCAAGGAAUGGCAAUUAACUGGUUUGCCUUGCUGCCAUGCGAUUGCUGUCUUUGAAUGCAUUGGUAGGAGCCCAUAUGAUUAUUGCUCCAGACACUUCACAGUCGAAAAUUACUGUUUAACAUAUGCGGAGUCCAUUCAUCCAGUUCCAAAUGUAGACAGACCAAUCGAGGGUGAAUCAGCUGAUGCAAUAGUUACUGUAACCCCUCCACCUACUAAACGACCACCAGGCCGGCCAAAGAUGAAGCAGGCUGAAUCCAUAGACAUUAUUAAACGUCAGCUCCAGUGUAGCAAGUGCAAGGGCCUAGGCCACAAUAAGAAGACAUGCAAAGAUUCCUAGUAGACAUGUUAGGACAUUGUUAAUUAGUAUUUUUGGUUUGCAAGCAGAUUCAGCAUCAAAACCAUGGAGCGUUUUGUUCGGCACCAUUUUAAAGAGAGACGGCAAAGACAUGACGCUCGGUAUCUUCUUUGUCCAAUGUAUGAACCUGUACUGAGUUUUUGCUUCUGAUCUGCAAACCAUGUUCUGGCCUGGGAAAAUUAGAUGCAAUUUGAGCUAGUAAUCAGGUUUUAUCUCUCAAAUUUGCUUCUUGCUAUUAGACAGAGAACAAACUCUCAUUUCUUAUCCUGAAUAUAUAAAUUCCACGUGCUACAGAGUAGAAUCAGAAGUAAUCCACGGUCAUGAUAGCAUUUAUUAUUAUCAUAAUCAUCAUCAUUAUUAUUUUUGUUAUUAUUCACGUAGGAGCUUUUGUUACUGAAGAGAUGCCCUUGAUGUUAAUGUUGGUAUCUCAUUGGUGAUUUUGUGGUGUCUAGGAGUGCUCUCACAACACACCUUACAUCGGUUUCGGACAACAGCUGUUUUCCCUACACCCAAACCUUUAUAUAGAUCAGCAUAUGUUGUAGACAUGUGAAGGCUUCAUGGUGAUUCUAUUGAUCUCUAUAUUUUUUGCUUUUAACAUCAGGGCGAAGUGCUGUUUCCACCUGCAAAUCAAAUGGUGUUUUACACUUUGCAUCCAAAACUACCAAAAUGAACAUAUUACACGUUCAGACUGCCAAAACAUUGCGAUGUGCACCAUUCGUUAAGAUUUAUCCAUCUUAACGACCAUAAUUGGACAAGUUUGCUACUUGCUAUUAUCAGUGUUAGUAGUCAGAGGGUAUAACGUGUCAGUUUUGAUAGUUAUGUAAGGCAUAAAACAUCCUCUAGUACGCGGGUGGAAACUGUUUUUUCCUCACUAUAUUCUUAUAAAAUUGUACUGUUGUUACCUUCCAUUUUCUACAGUGGACUUGAAUGAGCAAAAUUCUGAUUUCUUUUGGCCAGAAAUUAACAUGCAGAUGGCUCUCCUUUUUGAAAACCUGUAAAGAGGAUUGCGUCUACUGUUUCCUCAGUUAUAACCAUCUCUUCCUUGAUGAUUAUUAUAGCCUUCUUUUUCUUUUUCUUUUUCUAGAGAGAUCAUUAUAGCCUUCUUGAUAUACUUGACAGUACAUAUUUGUGAGCAGAACUUAUUGCAACAUUCAACUUGUAACUUGAAGAGCUCUCCCAGCUGAAAUAUGCAAAUUGAUUGUGCUCUUAUUUUUGAGUUGUAACGAUUACCUCCUUGAUAUUUGUUAUAAGUUAUAACCUUCAACAUUCUAAAUAUGUGAUGGCUAUGGUCGGUGAAAUCUGCAACUGUUGCUACUUGUUUCUAUGACGUGCUUUGAAGAGAAUUUCAAGGUGUUUAAUGUUCUAGCAGAUAAGACAUGGACUUUUUAGAACUGUUGGAGUUUCACUUUGUAAGUGAAAACGUGAGGUGGAUUGCGAGUUUGCUUUUAAAUCUGGUUGCAGCAAAAUUAACCUUAAAAUGGGCAUUCCCUCUUUGUAUCCUUUUGUCUGAAUUGAUUCAACAUCUUGAAAAUACGACAUUUCCAAGA
Juglans regia (Persian walnut) is the source of this 4005-nucleotide messenger RNA. RefSeq lists its product as uncharacterized. The record is from RefSeq and is a predicted model, not a curated record. Gene Ontology annotation, molecular function: protein binding; zinc ion binding. The coding region runs from base 188 to 2440 and encodes 750 amino acids. The transcript is spliced from 4 exons. NCBI's taxonomy places the organism in Eukaryota, Viridiplantae, Streptophyta, Magnoliopsida, Fagales, Juglandaceae.